UAACAUUUAUUUUCGUUACAAAGAUUUUAGAAAUUUUUGUAAGUAAUUACGACUCCGAAGUUUACCAAAAUGAAUGCACAUUUUCCCUAUCUCCUUCUCACGGUCAUCUUAUCAGUUUCAUUCAACGUUGAAGCACUCAGUCCUCACUACUACGACCAGUCAUGUCCACAAGCCGACCACAUUGUAACCAAUGCAGUCAAGAAAGCAAUGUCGAACGACAAAACUGUCCCUGCUGCACUCUUGAGGAUGCAUUUUCACGACUGCUUUGUUAGGGGAUGUGAUGCGUCGGUGCUUUUAGACUCGAAGGGAAAGAACAAAGCCGAGAAAGAUGGACCUCCUAACAUCUCACUCCAUGCGUUUUAUGUGAUUGACAAUGCAAAGAAGGCAUUAGAAGAGCAAUGUCCCGGUGUUGUCUCUUGUGCAGAUAUCCUUUCACUCGCUGCAAGAGAUGCAGUCGCUCUCUCAGGAGGGCCAACGUGGGAAGUUCCAAAAGGGAGAAAAGAUGGAAGAAUAUCAAAGGCAAUAGAAACAAGACAACUACCAGCUCCUACGUUCAACAUAUCUCAAUUGCAACAAAGCUUUGGCCAAAGAGGCCUCUCUAUGCACGAUCUUGUUGUUCUCUCGGGAGGACACACACUAGGAUUUGCCCACUGCUCAUCGUUCCAGAAUAGGAUCCACAACUUCAACUUACAAAAACAGGUCGACCCAACACUAAACCCAUCAUUCGCGGCCAGCUUGAACGUAAUUUGCCCUGCCCAUAACAAGGUGAAAAACGCUGGUGCGACCAUGGAUGCAACCACAACGUACUUCGACAAUGUUUACUACAAGAUGCUUAUGCAAGGCCAGUCACUCUUCUCAUCUGACCAAGCGCUUCUCACUACUCCAUCAAGUAAAAAACUCGUGGCCAAGUACGCGAGUUCCAUGGAAGAAUACGAGAGGGCUUUUGUGAAGUCCAUAAUCAAGAUGAGUAGUAUCAGUGGGAAUGGUAAAGAGGUCAGGCAUAACUGCAGGAGGGUUCGUUAGACUCUCAAUCUCAGCUUCCAACAGAAAAUUGCUACAUUUUAUGUCUUCAUUCCUUGUGAAUAGGCCGUUAAUGAUUAAGGCUGAACUUCUUGUAUCAGAACCACCAUUCUAUCGUGUGUGCUUGUGUCAGCAGUAAUUUUCAUUAAAUGCCCUUACGAACAACUGUUCUAUUCUUUUUUU
Messenger RNA from Eutrema salsugineum, 1203 nucleotides. RefSeq names its product peroxidase 64. Gene Ontology annotation, molecular function: heme binding; peroxidase activity. Lineage: Eukaryota; Viridiplantae; Streptophyta; Magnoliopsida; Brassicales; Brassicaceae. The transcript has 4 exons. Gene Ontology annotation, cellular component: plant-type cell wall; plasmodesma. Bases 70 to 1023 code for a protein of 317 amino acids. Gene Ontology annotation, biological process: response to oxidative stress; hydrogen peroxide catabolic process. The record is from RefSeq and is a predicted model, not a curated record.